This is a messenger RNA of Oncorhynchus kisutch (coho salmon), 3706 nucleotides long. Its product is annotated as transcription intermediary factor 1-beta. Lineage: Eukaryota; Metazoa; Chordata; Actinopteri; Salmoniformes; Salmonidae. Bases 238 to 3573 code for a protein of 1111 amino acids. The record is from RefSeq and is a predicted model, not a curated record. The transcript has 15 exons. Gene Ontology annotation, molecular function: ubiquitin protein ligase activity; zinc ion binding.
UGAGUUUAGCUAGCCAACGUCGCCAUGGACCUCGCCUAAUGCAACCGUCGUGAUCGGGAGAAGCAGUUUAUGCCUAGCUGGACUAUCUUUGACCAAACUUCUUCCGUUACAAUGUUUUUUUUUAGUCUGGAAGAAUAUCCGGAGUAGCCUACCCUGGUUUAGAACCUGCCCAAGGUAAAUACAAAAAUAGUUUAACGGUUUUUAUUCUCAUUUUCGUGCGAACAAUCAUCAAUAGAGAUGAACCAUGGCGGGCAAAGCGGCGGUGACUUUCCGUUUGGGCCGAACGUAGUAAAAGAAUCGGGAACCUAUGGAAAUUGUGUCCUCUGUGGGUUAACUUUAAACCACGAGCGAUAUCCCCAACUUCUUCCCUGUUUGCACUCUAUAUGUCAAGCAUGCCUACCCCCAGACAAUCCAGGGUUGCAGAAAGAUCUCUCGAUCUCUCCAGCAUGUCCGUCCUGUGACCUGCCAUUUAAUAUUCUGGAAGUCAAAGAUAAUCUCUUUAUUAAGAACUCUUCCAACAAACUCUGGACUGGUAAUGUCCAGUGUACCUGUUGUGAGGGGUUCGUGGCGAGUGGCUGGUGUGUGGAGUGUGGAGAGGCGCUGUGUUCGGAGUGUGUAUCUGCACACAGGAGAGUGAAGGUGACGAAGGACCACACUAUCCGGCUCCAACCCCCAACAGGAGUCUCUGCCCCCACAGUGUUUUGUUCCACACACAAACAUGAGCCAAUCAAGCUCUUCUGUUUGACCUGCGAUCAGCUGACCUGUCGAGACUGCCAACUAAUGGAUCACAGGAACCACAGUUUCCAGUUCCUCCAUGAGGCGAUGGUCAGCCAGAAAGAGCAGCUUCAGUCCCUGGUGCAGAGAGUGAGGCAGCAGAGAGUUGCAGUGAAGCAGAGCCUUCUGGACAUGGAUGGCAGAUUGCUAGACAUAACACAACUCAAGUCAAAGCUGAGGGAGAGCCUGAAGAGAAUGCUUCUUGCCACUGUUCAACUCUUGAAAUCGAGAGCCAUGUCGCUCUACAGCAACAUAGAGACGAUGUGUAAUGCCGAGGUGGCAGGGAUCGAGACGAGACGGAGUGCGCUAAACAGACUGGGGCAGAGGCAGGAGUAUGUUGCUGACUUUGCUGAGAAAGCCCUGAAUGUGGAGGACUUCUUUGCCCUGCUCUCCUGCAAAGGGCAGAUUGGGUCCCAGUUACAGCAUCUCUUGACUCAGAGUACUGAGCCCCCGGGGACCAUGCUUAAUUUGCAGCUGGUGAUUACUGAUGACUUCAAGAAACAAAUAGCUUCCUUUGGUAAACUUUUGGGUGAUAUUGUUCCCUUUGCCCAAUCACAUGUUAGUCAAGACAACCCCUUGGAAAACCAAGAAAGACCCAAUGCUCCCUCUGGCCAGACCUCUUCCAGUGCUCAAAACAUGUCCAUCCAUUCUGUUCCACCUAACCCUGUCUUCCAGCACCCACGCCCCUCUUACACUGCCCCAUCCAACCCCCACAGUCAGCCCUCAACUUCCCAGCCCUCUACCUCCCGUGCGCCUCCUCCUUAUCGCUCCCUGCCUGUCCACACCCCUUCAAACCUUCCAUUGAGCCAUCCUGUGACGCCCCAGCCCUGCCCAUCUACACUAGCACCAUCUCACCUCUCCCUGAAUAUACAUAAUUCACCAUUCUGUCUUCCAUCGAACCCUGCCCAGCCAUCACUUGUCCCUGCACUUCAUGUCCAAUCAGCGUUGGUCCCCACAAACCAUGCCCAGCUAUCCCCUGUUCAGCCUCCAACUUCCCCAUCUCUCCAACCACUGAUCGAAGCCACACCGAGACUUUAUGGUAUGUUCAAGGCAACUCCUCCACCUGGACCUGGACGAUCUCGGAGAGGUAAGGAUGGAAAGUCCUGGACGUUCCACUCAUACUCACCUGUAGAGAUCUGCCUCCCACCUUCUGGCUCCCCCUCUCCUGCAGCCGUAGCUCAGCAUCAGAAUAGGAACUUUCCAGAAUCGCAGCUACUGUGGAUCCUCCAUCAGCCUCCCUCUGUAAACCCCAUCCCUGUCCUCCCGGUUAAAGCACUAGCAGACUCCCCCUGUGAUAGAAGCCUGCCUCCUACUGGUCUGGCAGACCUUGACCUAAACUCUCAGGCCAGGGAGAACGAGCCUACUUCUACUGUCACUGAAUUGGAGACUGACACAGAGGCAGACAGUGCUAUCGAGUUGGAGGUCCCGUCAGCCUGGGGUGAUAGAAAGGCAGCUGCCUGCUCGGACAGUACUUCUUCAGAUCUGCCUUUCACAGGGACUUUGUCUACUGAGAGGACCUCUAAUCAUCUCUCUCACAGUGUCUUAACCCACACCCACCACCCCAAAGAAGAAACUGACAUGGACCCUAACAGUAAACCCUAUUCUGUGGGUAGGACCCGUACUGCCCCCCACAACAAUAAAAAGAUGGCUUAUGACCAACAACAUGAGGACACUAAGGCUAUCAGGUCACUUCAUCGGCAUGUGAAUAACUGGAGAACUGAGCUGCCAACACGCAUUAGAUUACUACUGGAGGGCCCCUCUCCAAGCCCCAACAGGACAGGUUUGGUGGAGGGCCCCUCUCUAAACCCCACCAGGACAGGUUUGGUGGUGGCCACUGAAAUGCCAACCAGGCAACCCAAUAACACCGAGCCACCGAGCUUGACCAAUGGCAACAAUGUUAACAACUCAAGGUACUGGCAACCAAGGGUCUUGAUGUUUCGGCUACCCAUCUCCACCCCCACUCCUGGAGGCGCUCUUCCUCAGUUCCUGCUCGUCCAAGGGGCCAGCAAAGAUGAGAUUAUUCUGCAAGAGAUUGCAGAAGACCACCAGUCCCAUGGCGAUGACAUCACACCACCAGAGUCAGACAACCUCCUCUGGACUAAGGCCCUGUCCUCCCCAGAGAGUCCCCCACUGCUCCAGUAUGUGACCUGUGCGGCCUGCCACACUGUUGGCGGUUCGCUAUUCUGUGUGGAGUGUGGGAGGGGCUACCACCAAGAUUGUCAUAUCCCACCCAUUGGUCCUUCCUUCUGGGAGGAGUGGAAGUGUUCACUUUGUCAGGACCUGGCCGACACCACAGACCCCUACAGUGAUGACAGGCACAGGACUAUGUGCCUCAGCCUAGCAGACCAGAGGAAAUGUGAGCAUCUCCUACUCUUUCUAAGGUGUGAGAAUGACAGAAACAUCCUUUGCAGCAUGGCUGAGCCCCCCUCAGAUUCAAUAUGUCUUGACUCCAUACAUGGAAGGCUGCUACAACAUCGAUCACCCCCUUACCGUACCCCCUCCGAAUUUGUCUCUGACGUCUGGGUCCUUUUCGACACCAUGUUGAUGAACUCAAAGGACCAGGAGUUGGUUGUCACGCUACAGGGCAGCUUUCAGAGGAAGUUAGGUGAAGUGUUUGGGACAGCUCUCCACCCCUCCCUCCUCAGGCACCCCAACAGCAGCUGGACUGAGACUGGGGAACCUGAGGAACCAACGGCUGCAGAGUCUCUGAAGAGGAUGAGGGAGUUGCUGAAUAUGACCAAAGUGCCAAAAUCUAAGAAACAUCACUCCCAGGUCAGAGUUGAAACAGAUGAAAAUUAAACUAAUGUGAAAAAAAUAAAAAAAGAUGCAGACUGAAUAAUUGCCAUUGAAGUGGAGUCUCAGAAAUGCUAUGUUAGUCAAUUAUAUACAACUGACAUUGCACUUUGUUUCAUUAAAUUAAAAACAAAAGGGA